Messenger RNA from Pyricularia grisea, 5734 nucleotides. RefSeq lists its product as uncharacterized. NCBI's taxonomy places the organism in Eukaryota, Fungi, Ascomycota, Sordariomycetes, Magnaporthales, Pyriculariaceae. Gene Ontology annotation, biological process: actin filament severing; barbed-end actin filament capping. Bases 70 to 5175 code for a protein of 1701 amino acids. The transcript is spliced from 3 exons. The record is from RefSeq and is a predicted model, not a curated record. Gene Ontology annotation, molecular function: phosphatidylinositol-4,5-bisphosphate binding; actin filament binding.
CCCAAACCUAAUCCUCGGCCUCCUCUGUGCCAUGCAAGGCUGCAGAAGCAAAGCGCCGCAGCGAGAACCAUGUCCGACGAAGUAUCGAGCUUCUUGCGAGACGUGGAGCAGUUGAAGGGACGCCGCACCGAAGAGGACGAAGCAAGGUCGAGAGAGCUUGAAGAGAAGAUACUACAGGAGAGGCGCGAGAGGCAAGCCCGCCGCGAAGAGCGAGCAAGGUCCAUCUCACCACAGAAAUCCUCACCUGCCAACACUCCCCCGCCUUCGUCGCACCGCAAUCAUAAAUCAUCGCAAGGUUCGCUGGAUGAUAUGAGCCUUGAGAAACCACCAAAUUUCCGAGUUCCGGAUACCGCAAAUGCCUCCAAUGAGGACAGAAUGGGCCCCCCCGAGUACCACCAGUCUACAUCUCCUACCAAAGAGAACGAGUCGCCAUCCGACAUCGAAUCAAAAUCUGCGAGCAUGACAUCUCCCACUGACGCAACAUCCCCGACGCGCACACUCACAUGGCAACGAAGACCACCUUCGCGUGGUGCUGAUCGACCAAAGAGCCGUCCGCUAUCCGUGUUUGCCGCUGAAAACGCGGUUGCUCGGUCUUCGGCAGAGCAAACUGAUUCCACACCAUCUCGGGACCAGAUCGCGCAAUCGCUGGCUAGCAAAGACCCUGCAUGGUUCAAACAGACUGCCGAUCGAGGCCAGAGCUCGCCAGCCUACCGUCGCAGUCAGGUUGAGGACGACUCGGAACGGACAGACAUGUCUGCUUUCAAGGUAGAAAUGCCAGGCAUGUCUUCGCAAUCCUCCCAGGCUUCGGCCGAUCAAAGACCUCAAUCGGCUUCCACUCAUAUAAGGACCGGCUCGGCCUUGUCCCUCGGACCUCUCCAGAGGUUGGAUCCUCCAGGAGCGGAUGCCUCGCGAGACGGCGAUUCGCCAUCUCACGAUCGAUCAUCUGUCACAUCACCCACUCUGGGAGGCCGUCGUUCCCCAAACAGACCACUAUCCCCAACCAAAGGCAUGGGUGGAUUCGUGCAGAGCGCCAUGAUGAAAAGGACUGAUAGUGUCAAGAGAUGGAGUGUGAGCUCGCCGACUGGUUUGCAGCGGGCCGACACAGUCACGUCACACCGGAAUAGCGUCUCGGACUUGAAUCGUGGUGGCCCCUCUCAGUCAAACUCUCGACCGGCUAGCUUCUAUCAAAGUGUCUCGAGACCAUCGUCACGCCCUUCGUCCAGGCCGACUUCCAGUCACGCCAACGAUGCUGCGCCCCAACCUGAAGCGAGUGUAGGUGCGAGUGGCAGUGGCGAGGGACAACCGGAGAGCAUCGUAGAGAAGAAUACAGACAAGUAUGCGGAAGACAAGACGACACCGCCAACAAGUCCGUCGAAGACGAUGGAUCCUAGGCGCUGGAGCCCAUCUAAGAAUUCCAGUUGGCUGGAGGCAGCGCUUAACAAGCCAGACUCGCCGAAGCCCAAGCCGGCCCCACCAACAAGCUCACAGCCAGCUUGGAUGGUCGAGUUGAACAAAGCCAAGGCCCAGAAGGCCAACAAUCCCGAUGCUGAGAUCGCCCGUACGUCCUCGGUAAAGCAUGAAGUAAGGGUAGGAGGGCUAAUGCGUGCCCCACCAAUGGGCACAGGUGUGAAACCGACACCGCUCCCCGGUAAGCUUCACUCCCAGUCAAUGUCAAUAGGAGGCGAGAGCUCGCCAGUGCCCAGCUUGCGCAACCGCUUCUCCAACCCCGCGAUUGGUUCAGAAGAUGGUGGCCAGGCCCAGGGUGGUGAACCUGCCGAGCGGAGGCUUGGCUCUCCUGCUUUUGGCAAACCGAAACCCGAGACACCACCAAAGAAAGAUUUCCGAGGUACACUCAAAUCCUUCCAGGCUCCUGCAUCGGCCUCUCUUGGUGGAGAUGGUAACGAGCUCAAGAGCGUGUUCGGAAGUUUGCGAAAGACCAAGACGCAGAACUACGUUGCGCCGGACACGUUCAAGGACAAUAUAUUGCGUGGCAAAGGUGCUCUUAAUAUCACAGGCGGGCCCAAACCCUCAGUACGGAAGGACGAAUUCAAGGAUGCCAUUUUGCAGAAGAAAGCCGAAUUUCAAAAGGCAAAGGAGGAGGGUCGCGGCGUUACUAGGGCAGCAGGCGAGCCUAAAGAUGAGCCGAUCCCAGAGGGGCUUGCCAAGGCGCUGGAGCAGCGAGGACGUUCAAGCACACUGUCUACCACUAAGAAGGAAGCAGGACCAUCCGAGCCCAGUCGCGAAACUACUACCUCGCCCGCAAAGCCAGAAAGGACCAGCAGCGUCCCUACGGGUGAUCAGGAAGUAGCCGGCGUUCCUACCAAACCACAUGCCAACACUUUACCCAAGGUCGCAGGAGGUCGUCUUGCAGAUCGCUUCAACCCGGGCUUGGCCAAUCUCUUGGCCCGUGGGCCCCCUGGUGCCGGGGGUCCGAGUAAAUCAUCGGACUCCAGCUCAGUGGCGGUGGUCUCCGAGGAGCCUUCGGCCCCUGGGCCUCAAUUGACCCAUAUGACUAAGGGUCGGGCGCGAGGACCUCGCAGGAAAGCGCCGACUUCAGUCGCUCAGCCAGCGCAAUUACAGCCUUCCGAGCCCCAGAAGCUAUCUCAUUCGCAACCAAAGCAUGAGCCAGCUCGGAGUUCCCAGGAUGAAGGAAAAGUCUCUCAUGUUGGCAACCCUGCCGUUAAGUCCCCGAAAAUUGUACAAGAGAAUGAGAAACCUCGACCGAUAUCCGGCAGUGGCCAAGCGGGCCCGACCGAUGUUGUCAGCUUGGUUGAGUCAACGAGGCCACGAUCGCCAACUCGCAAGAUUCACGAGCAAGUGGCCGCCCUGGCAGCGCGAAGCAGGCAAGGUGAGGCCGAUGGCCCCGUAUCACAGCCAUCAUCCCCGAAGAAGUUAGACGUCAAGCGGAUGUCAAAGUUUUUCGAUGAGCCCAGCCAAAACAACCAAAAGCCCGAGGGCGAAGCACCGCGUCCACUUUCACCGCAGAAGACUGGAGGGGCGCCGAGACCUCUCUCUCCACAGAAGACUGGCGGCAGACAAUUUCCAGAGGUAGAGGCGCCUCGGGCUUUGUCGCCACAAAAGACGGGUGGUAGACAGUUUCCCGAAGCAAACGCGCCUCGGGCUCUGUCUCCACAAAAGACAGGCGGUAAACAGUUUCCCGAGGGCGAAGCACCGCGUCCACUUUCACCGCAGAAGACUGGAAGGGCGCCGAGACCUCUCUCUCCACAGAAGACUGGCGGCAGACAGUUUCCCGAGGUAGAGGCGCCUCGCGCUUUAUUGCCGCAAAAGACAGGCGGUAGACAGUUCCCCGAGAUGGAGGCACCUCGAGCUCUGUCACCACAGAAGACUGGCGGCAGACAAUUUCCCGAGGUAGAGGCGCCUCGGGCUUUGUCGCCACAAAAGACGGGUGGUAGACAGCUCCCUGAGAUGGAGGCUCCACGGGCUUUGUCGCCACAAAAGACUGGUGGCAGUCGAUUCCAAGGAGGCGAACCUGCACGGGCCAUAUCACCGCAAAAGACUGGGGGUGGGCGAUUCACCGAGGCCGAGACUCCCCGUCCACUCUCUGUGCACAAGACAGGACCAUGGCAGCAACCCGUUGCUGAGACACCACGCCCGCUCUCCCCUCAGAAGACCGGAGGGCGUAUUAUUUCGGAUCAGACAGCGGUGCGGCCUCUAUCGCCUCAAAAGACGGGUGGGCGUCGACUACCCGAAGUACCUCUAUCGCCCUCAAAGGAGGCACAAACUAGCAAGCCGACCUCUCCUUUCGAGGGUGCUUCCGCUGCGGCUGAACAACCAGUCAUUGCAAAGAUUCCACCAUCAGCACCGGAACCACAAAGGAGUGGCAUGCACUCGCGAUCUUGGUCUCAGAAUAAAAUCCGUCCGCUGCCCAUCCAGCCCCGGGAUGGCCCAAGUUCUCCUCAGCCAGCGUCCCCUGUCCGCUCGCCAACCAAAUACGCCUCAGAGAUUGCGACGGAGCUCAACGAAUUCUUUGGCCGCAGCCGACCGAAACGCGACUAUAGCGUGGAUGCGGCCGAGCUGUUGAUGCACCGCCCGCCUGAGCCUGCCAAGGUCAAGACGCAAUCGGUGCAGCUGUUCCGCAUCGGCCCGGAUGGCAAGAAACAGGUCGUCCCCGCUCACCAGGAAAGGAUGCUGUUCGAGCGCGAGAUGUACCUGUGCGGCCACACGUUCCUCGAUGGAUCUGGACGCCAGACUUCCGAGGUCUACUUUUGGGCCGGCGACCAAGUGCCCCCAUCGGCCAUUGAAGACGCCCAGCUCUUUGUGGGCCGCGAGGCGCGUGCUCUGGGCGGGAAGCUGAUUGGGUUCCCGCAAGGCAAAGAGACACCCGAGUUUCUCCAGGCCUUGGGUGGCAUCGUAAUAGUUCGCCGCGGUUCCAGCAACAAGUACGACUCACUGGCUCCGAGCAUGCUUUGCGGUCGGCGAUUCCAGGGGCAAGUUACCUUUGACGAGGUCGACUUCUCCCCUCACAGCCUUUGCUCUGGGUUCCCUUACCUAAUCACCCAGAACGGGAAAUGUUUCUUGUGGAAGGGGAAGGGAAGUGAUGUGGACGAGCUCUCAUGCGCCAGGCUGAUAGGUAUGGACCUGGCUCUGAUGGGCGAGCUUGUCGAGGUCGACGAUGGCAACGAGACUCCUGAAUUUUGGAACAUAUUUGACGGUCAAAUGCGGGCUGGGUCUGCCGAUCAUUGGCGACUGAAGCCAAACUACCAAAAGUACUGCGGUAGACUGUUCCGCUCCGAUGCCGGUGAUGAGCAACAGAUUGCAGAGAUAUCCCCCUUCAGCCAGGUAGAUCUGGAUCCCGCAGGCAUAUACAUCAUUGACUGCUUCUUCGAGAUGUAUAUUGUUGUUGGUUAUGGCGCUCAACCCCAGUACGCCUCCUUCCGCAACGCACUCGACUUUGCGCAAGAAUACGCCAUACUUGCAUCUUCCAUGGAAGACCGCCCGUUUGUGCCCAUAUCGACCGUAGUGCUCGAGGGCAUUCCGAGGGAUCUCAAGAGUGUUUUCCGCAAGUGGAGGGAUGCCGCCAGUCCGACAAAGAUGAAUGCAGGCGGCAGCGGUUCAAGUAACGGCAACACACCUCUGGGAAGCCCUGGUUUGCAAAGGGGUCGUAGCCUGCGCAUCGUUCCGCUCAACCAGGCACUUUUGGCGCUGGCCGAAUAGACGCAUCAUCGAACUGUAAAAAGAAAACACCUCUCUGGAAGUUGUGCUGUACAUCCCCAGCACUUGUCAUUCUAACUUCUUUACAUCAUCUACUUAUUCUUCCACAACCAUUUGUUACCGGCAGACUUUAUGGCUGUCGGCUUGUUCUUUUUUUUCGAAUUUUUUUUCUUUUUCUUUUUUCGAACGAAUUAUCGUACUCAUUUGUUCAUUGUAUUCUAUUGUGGUUUAUAUAUCGUCUACUGCAUUUUACCCCCGGCUCGUUUCUACCAUCAACCUAGCACCACCUACGAAUGGUGAUUGAAGGGCAAGAUGUAGCCUGGAGGAUGUCUCGCUGGUAUAUACAAUAGUUUCACUGUGAUCAGAGCUCAGUCAGGUCGUGUUUUCCAGGGGUGAGGGUAUUUUGUUCACUUUGAGGGUCAGUCAAAACAAAAGAAGAGGGAGAGAGGGAGGAGGAAAAAAGGUGACAACAUUAUGACGGUUAGCGAUCACAUGUUAGUCUAGUUCUUGUUGCUGUGUAUGUCGAGUGAGGAGUUGGCUGGCUUUUGAUUUUAAUGGUACG